AUGUGUUCGUCUUUUACUUUCUCUCGUCCGACUACUACAACCGAUGAUCUCGAGAACCUUUACAAGGUGUACGGGAUCGAUCAUUCCGUCGUCCUUGAUUUGGCCGGUGCACAUGAGACUCCCGAAACCGUGAGAGAAUGCUACUAUGGAGCUUAUCUUUCCUUCUUUCACUCAUGCGGUCUUAUCUUCCCGAUCCCGGAGCCAAUACUCGAGGUCUUGGCGGAGCUUGGGUUAUCGCUUACCCAGCUUCUCUCGAACUUUCUUAGGCAUCUCGUCGCCUUCUUGGUUAAGGCUAGGGAGGAAGGUCUCGCUUUUGGUCUUAGCGAGUUUCGUCAAUUCGUUCUGGUGAAGCGGAAUAACCAGAAUCCUGGUACUUUCCUCGUAUCUCCGCGUCCAGGUCGCCACGUUAUCGAGGAAAUUCCUUAUCGCGACGAGAAGUGGCGAGAGCAAUUUUUUGUUUUCAAGAUGGAUCGAGCAUCUAUGGGUGAUUUCGAUUUCUCCCAGCUUCCCCGGCGUUGGGCCGAGAAUACCGUUCCGUCUGGAAGCUCCUUAAUGUUAGAUGAGAUCCGUGGUCUGAUGAGGGUCCUUCGGAGGGGUCGUUCGAACUGGUUUACUUUCGAUCGAACUCAGAUUCAAACUGUCUUUGCCUUACCGGCGGGGAUCGACAGGGCUCCUUUGGUUGAGGAGUCUGGAGACGAGGCCGAACAUUCCCAGGAGGUCGUAGUGACUCCUUCUGUUCAGAAUCAGUCUUCAGAUUGUCUAACUAGACAGCUUGUGAGGAGAUCGUCGUUCCAAACUUCUGGGUCUACAUCGAGGACCCGAGCUUCCGGGAAAUCUCCCUUGAUCUCGAUUCAUGAUUCCAACGACAAAGAUGUUUCAGGAGAGACUCGACCUCCUGUCUCGUUGAGUCCUGGCUCAGAAGAUGAGAUUGCGGCGGCGACUCGCAAGCGACGUCGGUCAUCAGAGGGUGUCUUGCCCGGCUUGUCUCGUCCUAGGUUCGUUUCUGAGGGAGAUGAUUCCUCGUUUUCGGCCCAAGGUGACAUAAUUUCCCUCUCUGGUCGCAUGAGGUCUGCGUGUUGUCAUCUCCCAUCUCUCGCUUCUUUGGUGGAGAGGGAAGCCUAUGCCAAGGUUGUUGUGGCGAGCUCUAAGGUGAUGGAAGCUUUUAACGAGUAUGUCGUGACGAUGGAAGAUCAUGUCGUGGCUUCUCGGAACGACAAGGAGAUCGAGAGCAUCGGUUUUGAGAUCAAGAGGCUUUCAGAGGAGCUCGAGACCACUAAGCGAGAAGGGAAGACGGAUGCCGAGAAGAUCGAAGCUUUGACUGACGAUUGGAGGAGAGUCCAUCUAGAGAACGAGGCUCUCACGUCCCAGAUGGUCGCUCAAAGGGCGAGGAUUGCGGUGCUCGAAGUCGAGAGAGAUCGGGACGUUCGCCUUGCUUCUCGCAUUGCCCGUCGCGAUAUCGUGGAAAAGUAUCGGAAAGUUCUCGAAUCUUUGAAGGGUAGGUGGGCAAGCAAGAAGAAAGAAGUGUCUGCUGAGAUCUGUCUACAAGAAGUGGACGCCAACAUCGAUCUCCUGAACGAGCAUAAAGAUGGGGGCCUGACUGUGGAUGCCAAGCUUGCACGAUUAAAGGAAAUGGAAGGUGACUGCGAGGGUCUCGUCGCCCUAGCCGCCGUGCCGGAUUGGUCGAUCUCCGAGCUCGAUCUUCCUCAAGUCUCAGAUGAUUCGACGAAUCAAGUCGGGGGGUUGUCUGUCCCCGAUGAUUCUGGUUCUAGUUAG
Messenger RNA from Brassica oleracea var. oleracea, 1773 nucleotides. RefSeq lists its product as uncharacterized. NCBI's taxonomy places the organism in Eukaryota, Viridiplantae, Streptophyta, Magnoliopsida, Brassicales, Brassicaceae. The record is from RefSeq and is a predicted model, not a curated record. The transcript is spliced from 3 exons. Bases 1 to 1773 code for a protein of 590 amino acids.